UCUUAACCAUACACUAAAAACAACUUCUAUAUUGACCUUAACAGAAAAAAAGAUGGAAUUCGAGAUGAAAUGCAACAUGAGCCAGAUGUGGAGCUCCGAUGUGCAGUCGGGGCUGGACUUUGAGAUUACCCAUCAUCCCCUGACAAUGAGGAAAGUGUUCAACCUCAUCAUCGCCAUGGAGAGGAUGAAGGGCUCAGAAUCAACGCUGAGCACUGAAUUCAGAGAUGAAAACCUGCUCAACUUCAUCAUGGAUAGCAUAGUGGAAGAGCAAAUUGUGUUCGAGUGUGCCUCUGCUCCACCAGCUCAGGUGACACGGACGGGCGUAGAACAGCAAAACAUAACCGACGAAGAGAAGAGGAGCUUAGUUAUGGACCAAAACAGCAUGGAGCUCCAUGCAGUGACGCUGCAGGGAGGCGCUGAACACAGAAAAGUUUUCCUGAACAUGUCAACCUUUUUGCACCCUGCGUCCACCAUUGAGGGCAGAACUGUGGUUCUGGGCAUCAGGGGCCAAAAUCUGUACCUGUCAUGCCGCAAGGAUGGUGACAGUCCAACCUUGCAUCUGGAGGCAUUGGAGGACAAUAGUCUGCUGAACAUCAGCUCCAACAGCGACAUGGUGCGAUUUCUCUUCUACAAAAAGGACAGCGGGGUGAACAUCAGCACCCUCAUGUCUGUCGCUCAACCCAACUGGUACAUCAGCACAGCAGAGCAAAACAACAAGCCGGUGGAAAUGUGCCAGGAGACCGCCAAACGCUACCGCUCCUUCAACAUUGGUGACAUCCAAGGAAAUGUUGAACGCCAGAGUUAAAAACCUACCAAAGAAACUGGCAGUCUAGAUUGACCCUCUUAAGAGGAAAAUGUGGAUAGUGUAAAUUACACUGCACUUUUUGAUUUAAAAAAGCAAUGAUUUUUUGAAAGUCUCUUUACUGUAUGUACCAAGUACACAAAGUGAAAAGCUUAGUGUACUGACAAAAGUCAUGUUUCACCAGAAGGUGGCAUUAUUGUGCUAUCUGGUGAACACCCUAUGUAUUUAUUUUGCUGAUUAACAUGAUGCACUGUUAAUGCUUUUUUAUCUAAUUAUUUAUUAUUUAUGCACCAUUUCAAAAAUGUGUAUUUAUUUGAAAGAAUGGUAACUAACAAGUAUUUAAACUGU
Molecule: messenger RNA, 1150 nt
Organism: Notothenia coriiceps (black rockcod)
Lineage: Eukaryota; Metazoa; Chordata; Actinopteri; Perciformes; Nototheniidae
Product: interleukin-1 beta
Exons: 5
Coding region: 53-805 (250 amino acids)
Biological process (GO): regulation of non-canonical NF-kappaB signal transduction; macrophage chemotaxis; cytokine-mediated signaling pathway
Molecular function (GO): cytokine activity
Source: RefSeq, a predicted model, not a curated record